GUCCCAGUGUCCCUGGGCGGCCCGCCUAGGGGCGGACACAGGGCGUACUAUAAAGCAGCAGCGGCGCACUCAGGGGCAUUGCGGAGCCUCGGGUGGCGGAGGAACAGGAUGGAGAUCCCGGUGCCUGUGCAGCCGUCUUGGCUGCGCCGUGCCUCGGCCCCGUUGCCUGGGCUUUCGGCGCCCGGGCGCCUCUUCGACCAGCGCUUCGGCGAGGGGCUGCUGGAGGCCGAGCUCGCUUCGCUCUGCCCCGCCUCGCUGGCGCCCUACUACCUGCGCGCACCCAGCGUGGCGCUGCCUGCCGCCCAGGUGCCGACAGACCCUGGGCAUUUCUCGGUGCUGCUGGACGUGAAGCACUUCUCGCCGGAGGAAAUCGCAGUUAAGGUUGUUGGCGAACACGUGGAGGUGCACGCACGCCACGAGGAACGCCCGGUGAGGCCGCUGGCAGGGGCAGAACCUGAGGAUGAGCACGGAUUCGUCGCACGCGAAUUCCACCGCCGCUACCGCUUGCCAUCUGGUGUGGACCCUGCCACAGUGACCUCUGCACUGUCCCCUGAGGGUGUCCUGUCCAUCCAGGCCGCACCUGCACCAGCCCAGGCUCCACUGCCGCCGCCAGCAGCUGCUGCCAAGUAGGGGUCUGGGCUGGCCUGAACCCCGGGAGUCACCUCAGGCCCCCUCUUUUGAAGCCGACCUGACUCCACCCAGCCAGAUGUCAUGAACGCCCCAAGACCACCUGCUCACCUGUUCUGGGAUCCUGCCCUUUCCUUCCAACCUCGACUCAGCCCUGAUAACCUAGACCUUUCCACUGACACUCCUGCUCUCACAUUCUUUCAAUACCCCCACACCUCUCUAGUUUCUAGAUCCUACAAACACAAACCCUCAUCCUAGUUUCCCACCCCCACUGACCCACUUUCUUGGCAUAUAAGCCCACGCAAAAUUCCUUCCUAUUUCCUUUUGACUCCUCUACAAACACAUCUCUACUCUGACACCAUAUAAUGGUCUAGCCAGCCCUGUCCCCACCCUAGGACAGUCAAGCAUAAUCCCUUCCACCCCUCAAAUGUCCCAGACUGCACAGACCUCCCAUCCCAGACCAUCCAGGCCUGGUCCUCCACCUCAUUCCAAUCAGACACUCCACUCCCUGCCACCCCAUCCCCCAAUCCACCUUCAGACUCUUGAAUCCCUUUUCUGACCCCGACCCUUGGACACCUAGGCCAACUAGGACCCCCAACCUCAAAAUGUAGAUAUCUUGCCCAUCUCCCUCUGCACAAUAUCCUAGCUCCCAUCACCAACUCUACCCAGAACCUCCCCAGUCACUUUGUCUUGACCCUCAAGUCUCUAACUACAGGCAGUCCACCUUCCAGACCCCUCUCAUUAUCCAAGAAACAGCCAAGCAGCCACUUUCUUUGAUUCCCUGCAAUCUUUCUCCCUCCUUGAAUUCCCGGUUGCCCCAUCUCCUACCCAGGCCCACUCCCCCAAUAAAUGUGCUAGUGCUGUA
Messenger RNA from Hipposideros armiger (great roundleaf bat), 1492 nucleotides. RefSeq names its product heat shock protein family B (small) member 6 (gene HSPB6). Bases 109 to 630 code for a protein of 173 amino acids. Gene Ontology annotation, molecular function: structural constituent of eye lens. The transcript is spliced from 3 exons. The record is from RefSeq and is a predicted model, not a curated record. NCBI's taxonomy places the organism in Eukaryota, Metazoa, Chordata, Mammalia, Chiroptera, Hipposideridae. Gene Ontology annotation, cellular component: cytoplasm; nucleus. Gene Ontology annotation, biological process: protein refolding; negative regulation of apoptotic process; response to heat.